This is a messenger RNA of Coffea eugenioides, 2444 nucleotides long. Its product is annotated as probable galacturonosyltransferase 3. The transcript has 9 exons. Lineage: Eukaryota; Viridiplantae; Streptophyta; Magnoliopsida; Gentianales; Rubiaceae. The record is from RefSeq and is a predicted model, not a curated record. The coding region runs from base 226 to 2253 and encodes 675 amino acids. Gene Ontology annotation, molecular function: polygalacturonate 4-alpha-galacturonosyltransferase activity.
UACAAUCCUCGUCCUGGGUUCGGGUGUGUGCUGGAUCUUCUUCUUCUGUCACCGUCAGGGAGAGAUGCAUACAUAGAGAUCAGAUUAGAUUAGUACUAUCAUUUCCAUUUGUUCUGCAAUUUUGGUGGCAUGUCUUGACGAUCUGAGAGGGGGAUUGGUAGUUUUGGUUUUUCCCUGCCUCUGCACCUGCUGCUUGUGGUCUCAGUAUAACAAGAUUGAUUAUCCAUGUCUGCAUCUCUGCUUUCCAUCAUCCUAUUCUACUUCCCGGUCAUCGUACAUGCUCUCCUAGUUAAAGCACAAGCUUCAAACUUGUUCACAUUUGAUAGAGAGAGCAGACAUUUUUCCCAGCUUAAUGAUUGCCCGCAGUGUGUUGACACGGGGGAACAAGGGCGAAUAGAAUCUGCUAGUCAACAGGAGGAAAAGGAUAUUGACAUAAUAGUGACAUGUAAUGACCUUUCUGGUUCUAUGAAAAUGCGGAGUGUGAAAUCUAGAGACCUGUCUGCUUCCUGGGUAUGGAAAGACCCUGGUGGUGUAAAUGGUCAUACUUUAAGUUCAAAGGUGUUAGGUGAUCCUCUCAAACUUGAACUUUUGUUAAACGAAAGUGAUCAACAUUCUGGUGAAAGACGUUACCAUGGAAGUGAAAUACAGCAUCAGUUAGUAUCUCCAUUGCAUCCUAUGAAGCUCAAGCGGCGGAUGUUACGUCAAGAAAGGAGAGAACGACGGACUGCAGAACUGAUCCAACAAAAUAAAGAGACUGAUGAUAAAAUGCAAGAAGCUGCCAUUGAACGAGCAAGAGAAUUUGACGACACUGUCAAAGGUAAAUACAGUAUAUGGAGGAAGGAGUAUGAAAAUCCUAACUCUGACUCUACACUGAAACUAAUGCGCGAUCAGAUCAUAAUGGCAAGAGCUUAUGCAACCAUAGCAAAGGCUAAGAAUGAGAUGGUUUUAUAUGAUUCUCUCAUCAAGCAUUCUAGAGAAAGUCAAUUUGCAAUUGGAGAGGCAACAUCUGAUGUUGAACUUCAGCCAAGUGCUUUUGAUAGAGCAAAAGAGAUGGGUCAUAUAUUGUCUACAGCAAAGGACCAGCUAUAUGAUUGUAUAACAAUAGCAAGGAAGUUGAGGGCCAUGCUGCAGUCAGCUGAAGGGAGUCUAAACGGAAAGAAGAAAAAAAGUGCAUUUCUUAUACAGUUAGCUGCAAAAACAGUCACCAGACCUAUGCAUUGCAUUCCGUUGCUUCUGACAACAGACUACUACUUGCAUGGUUAUCAGGAUAAGGACUUCCCUAACAAAGAAAAGCUUGAAGAUCCUUCUUUAUACCAUUAUGCUAUCUUUUCUGAUAAUGUGCUUGCGACAUCUGUGGUCGUAAACUCAACGGUGCUGCAUGCAAAGGAGCCUGAAAAGCAUGUUUUCCAUAUAGUAACUGAUAAAUUAAACUUUGCGGCAAUGAAAAUGUGGUUUCUAGUCAACCCUCCUGCUGGCGCAGUGAUCCGAGUUGAGAAUGUAGAUGAAUUUACGUGGCUCAACUCGUCUUAUUGCCCUGUUUUACGUCAGCUUGAAUCAGCUAAAAUGAAAGAUUAUUACUUCAAGGCACAUCAAGCCUCUUCUAUCACAUCUGGUGCAGAUCAACUCAAGUACAGAAAUCCAAAAUACUUGUCCAUGUUAAAUCACCUUCGAUUUUACCUUCCCGAGGUUUACCCGAAGCUGGAUAAGAUAUUGUUUCUGGAUGAUGAUAUUGUGGUUCAGAAGGAUCUAACACCACUUUGGUCUGUUGAUCUGCAAGGGAGGGUAAAUGGCGCUGUGGAGACUUGCAAGGAGAGCUUUCACAGAUUCGACAAAUACCUGAACUUCUCUAAUCCAAAGAUAUCUGAGAAUUUCGAUCCAAACGCUUGUGGUUGGGCUUUUGGUAUGAAUGUUUUCGAUUUGAAGGAGUGGAGGAAGCGCAACAUUACGGGAAUAUAUCAUCACUGGCAGGAAAUGAAUGAGGAGAGAACUCUUUGGAAACUUGGAACGCUGCCGCCGGGGCUGAUCACCUUUUAUAACUUAACCUAUCCCCUUGAGAGGAGCUGGCAUGUGUUGGGGCUUGGGUAUGAUCCUGCCCUCAACCAAACGGCAAUCGAGAAUGCCGCCGUGGUGCAUUACAACGGAAACUACAAGCCAUGGUUGGAUCUUGCCAUUGCCAAGUACAAGUCUUACUGGUCUGCAUAUGUAAUGUUUGAUAAUCCUUAUCUUCGCCUUUGCAAUGUAGACGAGCGGUGAAGAAUAUUCGUGUCUCUGCGUCAUUAAUUCUGGAAAUUUUCCGUAGUUUUCUGAUUGUUUCCGGUGGAUUAGCACAGGUUGAGUGUAACAGGGAGAGAGAGUUUUCAAGGUUGUACUGGCAACUCCCCUCCCCCAUCAACCCCCAGGGGGUUCGCAGAUUCUAUUGAUACUAGAGGUAAUUUAGUUGAAUA